Triticum dicoccoides is the source of this 2335-nucleotide messenger RNA. RefSeq names its product probable mediator of RNA polymerase II transcription subunit 19b. Gene Ontology annotation, cellular component: mediator complex. The record is from RefSeq and is a predicted model, not a curated record. Bases 241 to 882 code for a protein of 213 amino acids. Gene Ontology annotation, biological process: positive regulation of transcription by RNA polymerase II. The transcript has 5 exons. Lineage: Eukaryota; Viridiplantae; Streptophyta; Magnoliopsida; Poales; Poaceae. Gene Ontology annotation, molecular function: transcription coregulator activity; transcription factor binding.
GCCGCCGCCGCCGCCGCCGGCCCGUUCCUCGCCGCCGCCGGGACCCACUCCCGCCGCAGCCCAGCUUCCUCCACGGCCCGUCUGCCCUCUGCCCUCUGCCGCAGCCGGGACAACGGGAAGCCGCCGCCGCGCCCCUCUGCACCGGCUGCCCACGGCGCCUCCGUCCCGAAGCUGCAGAUCAUCCAGUGCUCCACUCCUCCACGGUUAAGAUGACUUGUGCAUAGAUCGAGCUUCAGUCUGAUGGAUUCUGACGACAAGAAGUUUGGCAAAGGACCUAGGGAGCUCACUGGUGCUGUUGAUUUAAUAAGUCAGUACAAAUUGGAGCUGCACCAUGAUUUCUUUUGCAAGAGGCCUUUGCCACUUGCAAUCUCAGAUACACAUUACCUUCACAAUGUAGUGGGGGACACUGAAAUUCGGAAAGGAGAAGGAAUGGAGCUAGAUCAACUCGUUCAGAAUGCAUACUUAAGGGAUAAGCCUGCUUCUAUUAAGCCCUUUGAUAUGGAAACACUGGGGCAAGCAUUUCAGCUUCGAGAAACUGCUCCAGUAGAUUUACCCUCUGCUGAAAAAGGUAUACCUACCAUUUCGGGCAAACCGAAAAGUGAGUCCAAGGACAAAGAGAAAAAACAUAAAAAGCACAAAGACAAAGAUAAGGACAGGGAGCAUAAGAAGCACAAACAUCGACAUAAGGAUCGGUCUAAAGACAAAGACAAGGACAAGGAUAGGAAAAAGGAUAAGCAUCAUGAGAAGAAGAGGAAGCAUGAGGUGACGGAGGAUUCGGCAGACGUGCAUAAGCACAAAAAAAGCAAGGUGAUAUACAAUUAUUAUUUGCUUCCUGGUACAACAAAUUUCCUUGCAGCACAUUUUGUUGGUUUGUUAACAUGACUUACCUAUGGCAGCAUAAGAGUUCCAAAACCGAUGAGAUGGGUAAUGGACUUAGUUAGCUACAGGUUUCUUCUUACUUCUGUUGUCAAUCAAUGUCAUAUUCUGUUAGGAGGCUCAAAAGAUUUCUGUCACCAGACCCGCUGCAGAUCAAUUGGUACGUGCUUCUUGAACUUUUAUUUGCUGUUGGGUAGAUGCAUAAAUUGAUUAUUUUGUAUUGCUUUACUUAAUUCUUUGUCUUUCGGUGAAACAUGAAUUCAAAUGUUUCAGAUUUAAGCUGCAUAGUGAGCUUGUGUUUUUAAGUCAACCUAGAUUUUAUUUUAUUAUUUGGAGCCUAAAUGAUGAAUAUUUUAACCUUUGGUGAAUUAUUUAUUACUCAUUCAAGAGAAUAAGAUUUGCCUUUUGCCUGACUUUGUAAAUAUUAGUCUCAUUUGAUUUUAUCUGCAUCUGUACAGUAUGUGAUGUUAGGGACGGUUGCCCUGACAUUACUUUAUGUCCACUGUCAGUUUUAGACCUGGGCCAAUUUCUAGUGGUAUCUCUAGUGGUAUCUUUAUGAUUGGCAUCUCUAGUGGUAUUAAUAUAUCAGUUAUGAUGGGCCUGCUGACUUUCUAUACUAUAUGGCAUGAUCUGGUUAGGCCUGACUUGCAUCAUAAAUUCAUAAUGCUGUCACUAAUCGUAUACGGUUUGGUGAUUAAUUGGAACACAAUGAACUAUUAAAAAAGAUCACUGGCAGUUUACUCUUAGUGAUGUUUCUUUCGAAAUCGUCGUAUGCCAUUUGCAACUCUUUAACGUCUGCACCUUGUAUACUCUUCACAAUUAUUGUCCAUUUCAAAUAAGACAUGGAAAACACUGCCAGAUGAACACCAAUGGGGAGAAACAUUGGCAAACAAUAGGCUUUUGUUUGCAUCUGUGAUAAUCCACGACUCUUAACUCUUACUUUUAUGUGGGUGAUGCAGAUAUCAUGAAUGACAGUUUAUUUGAAGGUGCUUCAGAUGAAUGUCUUGCCUGCUGCUAAUUAUGUUGUUCUUGCAGUGUGGACCAUGUGAAAAAUGUAACUUGUAACAAAGGGACAAUCCAACUGUAUUUUGCAACCUUUUGUCCCUCGCUGACUAAUGGGUUACCUUGAACAUUUAGAUAGGACUUCUAAAGAGAUUUGAGUAGGUGUUUUUGGUGAGAUAAUUUUUAAGACUAGGGUCAGUUAACAAUUUCAUUUAGAUUGAACUUUUAAUGAGAUUAGUUUAAAAGAUUAGGACAUGGUAUAGGUGUCUUUAGCAGUCCAUUCUGUUAACCAGGCCUGUGAUAAAAUAGUUGAUGUAGCAUGAGAUAAUGGUAAAAAUAUGUAUUGUAAUGAUAUGGAAAUGAAGCUUCAUUCCUCGUGCUGAUGAGGAAAGUAGUUAAUUCACCACCGACUGGACUUGUUUCGAAGUGAAAGUAAUCAAGUUAAUUUGUAUUGUUA